Messenger RNA from Sordaria macrospora k-hell, 1017 nucleotides. RefSeq lists its product as uncharacterized. Gene Ontology annotation, biological process: glutathione biosynthetic process. The record is from RefSeq and is a predicted model, not a curated record. Lineage: Eukaryota; Fungi; Ascomycota; Sordariomycetes; Sordariales; Sordariaceae. Gene Ontology annotation, molecular function: glutamate-cysteine ligase catalytic subunit binding; enzyme regulator activity. Gene Ontology annotation, cellular component: glutamate-cysteine ligase complex.
AUGGCCAAGUUAAUACUUUCUACCGGAAACAUCGUUUCCGGCGGCCCCUCCAUCGUCCGCAAGCCCGGCGCAUCCAACCUCGAACUCAUAAACUCUUUGAAAGUCAGCUUUCAAGAUGCGCAAUUAGACUAUGCCGACGAGAUCGAGAACCUAAACGUGGACGUGAACGGGACGACGACAACUACAACGACCAAUGGCACAAACAAUGGCGUCCACGAAGCCACAAAUGGCGAUAGCAGCAACAGCAGCAACCCCGAGCCCGUCGCAGGCCCCCUCUACUGGACUGCGCAAGACCAGACGAAGAACACAAUCUAUGUCCCGCGCAUCGAUUGGGAAACCGCCGGUCUGCUCGAAGAGCGGUCGCAGUACGACAUCACCGUCAAGAUCUUCUUCCUGCCCACCACCACGCCCGACGUUUCGCGGCGGGCGGCCUACACAUCGGAAGCGCUGUCACUAGUGCAAAAAGAGCUUGGCGGGAUCUCAGAUGUUGAUUUGCUCGUCGUCUCGUUCCCGGGCAUGUCCUUCGACGGCGACUGCGAGUGGGAAGCCGACAAGAGGAACGCUUCGCAAGGCGACGACGAGGCCGAGAUCGCGACCUGGCAGGCGGCUGUCGAGGAGGCGCUUUACGCCCAGGGCCGUGUCAAGAGGCUAGGUAUCUCCGAGUUCGGCACCGAGAAGCUGGCGAGGUUCAUUAAAAGAGUGCAGGUCCCGCCCGCCGUGGACCAGAUCAACAUCAAGAAUUGCUGCAACGUGCCGCCGCCGCUGGCGAAGCUGGCCAAGGAACAGAACGUGGAACUGUUGGUGCAUAGCGAUUGCACGGAUAUCUUGCCUGAGGGGACGCUGAGGGAGCUCCUCGGCCCUCAGGGAGCGGGUCUGCUGGCUGAUCCUAAGGCGACGAGCAGCGAGGGCCUAAGCGGAAACCUUACGCCACAAUGGGUGAUUAAGUAUACAGCUGUGGUGAGGAAUAGGGGCGUGAUUGAGAAUAAGGGAUACUUCGCUGGUGCUGAGUUGAAUUGA